Humulus lupulus (European hop) is the source of this 2846-nucleotide messenger RNA. Its product is annotated as G-type lectin S-receptor-like serine/threonine-protein kinase At4g03230. Bases 233 to 2692 code for a protein of 819 amino acids. The record is from RefSeq and is a predicted model, not a curated record. Gene Ontology annotation, molecular function: protein serine/threonine kinase activity; ATP binding. Gene Ontology annotation, biological process: protein phosphorylation; recognition of pollen. The transcript has 7 exons. Lineage: Eukaryota; Viridiplantae; Streptophyta; Magnoliopsida; Rosales; Cannabaceae.
CUCACAUAAUGUUGAUUGAAAGAGAGUUAAAACGUCAAGUUUGACAACUAUAUUCCACAUUUAGAAGAUGACAAUCUUUAGGCGGCUUGUGUGUUAGCCAGAGCAGACUUUUCCAUGGUGUCCUGCCUUGAUAUGGAAGCGAUCAGAGACUCAACAACAGCACUUUUGGGGUGACUAGUGCAACAAGAUCACAUAUUGCUUUUCUUCAACAUCUUGUUCAGUGAUAGAUACCAUGUCCAAUCUAGCCGUGAUUCUAGUGAUUCAGCUCUUCUGUCUGUUUGUCACAACCAAUUUCUCACUAGGAACAGGAGGUGAUACCAUCUCUGCAAACCAAACCUUGAGUGGGUUUUCAACCAUUGUCUCUGCAGGUGGGGUGUUUGUGCUUGGAUUCUUUAGCCCAGGUCUCACCGAAAACUUCUAUGUAGGCAUAUGGUACCAAGUGGAUCCUUCCCGGAGUGUAAUUUGGAUAGCAAACAGAGAAAAACCAGUCUCUUACCAGUCGCAGCUAAGACUCUCACAUGGCAAUUUAGUUCUUUUCAAUGAGGCAGAAGCUCCAAUUUGGUCAACAAAUGUGAAAUCCACUAACUCAUCUGUUCAAGUAGUACUUAAGGAUGAUGGAAACCUGGCCUUAAUUGAUAUUUCCAAUCCGUCAAACAAUUUAUGGCAAAGUUUUGAUUAUCCUUUCCACACCUUUGUACCAGGUUAUAAAAUUGGAUACAACAAAAUAACCAAAACCCACCAAGUUCUCACUUCAUGGAAGAAUUCCACAGACCCUUCCCCUGGCCUCUAUUCUCUUCAGCUAGACGAAACUGACAACUCCUAUAUCCUACUCUGGAAUAGGUCCAUAAGAUAUUGGACUAGUGGACCUUGGAUCGGGCAUAAAUUUAGUUCAGUCUCUAGCAGAAUUCAAGAUAUGUACAAUUUAAGGUUUGAAUCGAAUGAAAAUGAAACCUAUGUUUCAUAUUCUGUUAAAAACAUAACAAUGAUACAUCGAUCAUUCCUCGAUGUUUCUGGGCAGGUUAAGAUAUUCGACUGGCAUUCUGCAUCUAAGAAGUGGAAUCUCCUUGGGUCUCUACCGAUACAACAGUGUGAAGUUUAUGCAUUUUGUGGAGCAUAUAGCCUCUGCAAUGAGAAAUCAUCACCCUUCUGCCGCUGUUCAACGGGGUUCAAGCCAAAGUUUCAGAGUGAAUGGGAUUUGAAGGAAUAUUCCAACGGAUGUAUUAGAAAUACUGAAUUGCAUUGUCGUAAUGACAGUGACGACAAUGUUGGGGGAGACGAAUUUCUUGAAAUAGCUUAUAUUACACUGCCGAAAAAUAAUCAAUCUUUACGAGAAGGGACCAUCCAAGACUGUGCAUCGACAUGUUCACGUAUGUGCUCAUGCAUCGCUUAUGCCCACAACAGAAGUGGUUGUUCAUUUUGGACAGAAGAUCUCUUAAAUUUGAAUGAACUCACUGUUAAUGACAGCAACAGUAAAAGUCUCUUCAUUCGACUUGCAGCUUCUGAGUUUCAAGAUCAUAAAAACAAAGCCAGCGAAUUUUGGAAGUCUAAGAAGUUCUAUGUCAUCCUGGGACUUGUAGCCGCUGCAAUGCUUAUCUCAAGCAUUGCUUGUUCCGUUUAUUAUCAGAGAAGAAAAAAACGGACCAAGAAUCAAGGGAACGAAAUGAAAAUCCAAACAGUUCCCUUAUAUGAUACUGAGAAACAAAUUGCCAACUUUAUAAGGUCAGGCCAGUUCAGAGAAGAUGAAAGAGAAGGUAUAGAUGUGCCCUUUGUUGUUUUGGAAAGUAUUCUAGUAGCUACUGAUAACUUUUCAGACACAAACAAACUUGGACAAGGAGGUUUUGGCCCAGUUUAUAAGGGGAAAUUUCAAGGCGGUCAAGAAAUUGCUAUAAAGAGGCUCUCAAGUGCCUCAGGACAAGGUUUAGAGGAAUUUAAGAAUGAAGUUAUGUUGAUUGCAAAACUUCAACAUCGGAACCUUGUUAGACUUUUGGGCUAUUGUGUUGAAGCAGAAGAAAAAUUGUUGUUGUAUGAAUACAUGCCCAACAAAAGCUUGGACACAUUCAUAUUCGAUGGAACACUAUGCGUGUUGUUGAACUGGCAGUUACGCUUUGACAUCAUUCUGGGAAUCGCAAAAGGUCUUCUUUACCUCCACCAUGACUCAAGAUUAAGGAUUAUUCAUAGAGAUUUGAAAACAAGUAAUGUUCUAUUAGAUGUAGAGAUGAACCCAAAAAUUUCUGACUUUGGCCUGGCAAGGAUUUUUGGGGGAAAACAAACUGAAGCGACCACAGGAAGAGUAGUAGGAACAUAUUUUGGUGUCAUGCUUCUAGAAAUCGUAAGUGGAAAAAGAAAUACAAGUUUUCACAAAUCAGGACAAGCCUUAAACCUUCUAGGAUAUGCAUGGAAAUUGUGGAAAGAUAACAAGGCGUUGGAUCUAAUGGAUGCAACAUUAAGUGAGAGUUGCAAUGUAAAUGAAUUCAUGAGGUGUGUCAAUGUGGGGCUGUUGUGCAUACAAGAGGACCCAAGUGAUCGUCCCACCAUGCCAAACGUGUUGUUUAUGCUUGGGAAUGAAACAGCAAGCCUAUCAAAUCCUAAACAACCGGCCUUUGUUGCGUGGAAAUCUCAUUCUUCCUCUGCCUCUUCUAGUAAACCAUUAUCAGUUAACGAGUUAACAGCUACCUUAGGACAAGGCCGAUAAGUACUACAAUUCAUAUCACACAAACAAAAUAUUCAAAUCAUUCGCCUCUUAUUCUCAAUUAUUUGCAAAAUAAUAACAAUUUGUCCCUCCCUUUUAUUUAUAUUGUUAGUUUUUGUCAACUUCAAAUUUAUUUAAACUAGACAUGUUUACCAAA